Messenger RNA from Fusarium coffeatum, 1566 nucleotides. RefSeq lists its product as uncharacterized. The coding region runs from base 1 to 1566 and encodes 521 amino acids. Gene Ontology annotation, biological process: endoplasmic reticulum to Golgi vesicle-mediated transport; Golgi localization; retrograde vesicle-mediated transport, Golgi to endoplasmic reticulum. The transcript is spliced from 5 exons. Gene Ontology annotation, cellular component: COPI vesicle coat; cytosol. The record is from RefSeq and is a predicted model, not a curated record. NCBI's taxonomy places the organism in Eukaryota, Fungi, Ascomycota, Sordariomycetes, Hypocreales, Nectriaceae.
AUGGUCGUCCUUGCGGCUUCGAUUUGCACCCGCGGAGGGAAAGCUGUCCUCUCGAGACAGUUCCGAGAGAUGCCACGAUCACGCAUAGAAGCCCUCCUUGCCUCAUUCCCCAAACUCGCCGACAGCGGUACACAGCACACGAUCGUCGAACAAGACAAUGUCCGAUUUGUUUAUCAACCCCUCGACGAACUUUACAUGGUUCUCAUUACCAACCGCCAGUCGAAUAUUCUGCAGGACAUCGACUCUUUGCACUUGUUUGCACAGGUGGUCACUAGCACCUGCAAGAGCCUGGACGAGCGCGAGAUCGUUAAGAACGCCUACGAGCUGCUCAGUGCUUUUGACGAGCUCGUCACCCUCGGUUACCGCGAGAAUUUGACCAUUAGCCAAAUCAAGACAUUCCUUGACAUGGAGAGUCAUGAGGAGCGCAUCCAGGAGAUCAUCGCAAGAAACAAAGAAUUGGAGGCCACCGAGGAGCGAAAACGAAAAGCGAAGCAGCUUGAGAUGCAGCGCAAGGAUGCAGCUCGCAGUGGUCGUCCUGGUGGUAUGGGUGGUAUGGGCAGUAGUGGCGGCAUGCCUCGAAGCCCCUCUUAUCCCUCAUACAAUCCUCCCUCGCAAUCGAAUACCAGCACAUACGACUCGUACGAGGCUGAGAAGAACAAGUCUUUCGGCAAACCCUUGGCUCCCAAAGCCAAAGGUAUGCAGUUGGGCAAGAAGUCUAAGACGACCGAUAUGUUUGAGCGAGUAAGGGGUGACAUGGGCAGCGAAAUCGACAACUCACCUCUUGUUACGCCCGCGCCUGCACAGCAAGCUGAAACACCAGAGCCUCGCAUCUCGUCGACCCUUGAUCGCGAUGCCAUUCACGUCACCAUUUCAGAGGCUAUUUCAGCCAAGCUUUCUCGAGAGGGUGCUGUCAACUCUCUAGCUAUCAGCGGUGAUCUUGUUCUCAGAAUUUCAGACCCCAGCCUUACGAAGAUCAAGCUUGGUCUCCAGGCCGUUCCAUCUCACGGAGUCCAAUUCCGUACUCAUCCCAACGUUGACCGAAAUCUCUUCAACGGCUCAAAGAUCAUUCAGAUGAGCAACAUUGCUCGAGGAUUCCCAGUCAACAAUGCCGUCGGUGUUCUACGAUGGAGAGCCUCCCCCAAGGUUGACGACCCCAGCGCGUGCCCGAUCACAUUCACAGUCUGGAUUAACAAGGAUGCGGACAAGUACAACAUUACAGUUGAGUACGAGUUGACAGGUGGCGAUGCUUUAAAUGAUGUCAGUGUCGUUGUUCCUUACGCGGGCAGCGAGCCUGUUGUUUCUAGCUUCGAUGCUACCUAUGAUGUUUCUGGAGACGCGAUCGAGUGGUCUAUUGGUAACGUGGAUGAGGAGAACCCUAAUGGCUCCUUCGAAUUCGAGGCUGAGUCUGGCGACGAGAAUGAUUUCUUCCCGAUGACUGUCCGCUUCAACAAGAGCACGCCAUACAUCGAUGUCGACGUCAACACCGCGUCUCUUCUGGAGGAGGAGGAGGAGGUGACAUUCUCCAAGGAGAUCAGGUCUCAUGCAGACAAUUUCUUGGUAGAAUAG